Molecule: messenger RNA, 999 nt
Organism: Cricetulus griseus (Chinese hamster)
Lineage: Eukaryota; Metazoa; Chordata; Mammalia; Rodentia; Cricetidae
Source: RefSeq, a predicted model, not a curated record
AUGAACUCCACCCACCAUCAUGGCAUGUAUACCUCCCUCCACCUCUGGAACCGCAGCAGCCACGGGCUGCAAGGCAAUACCAGCGAGUCCCCGGGGAAGGGGUACUCAGAUGGAGGAUGCUAUGAGCAACUUUUUGUCUCCCCCGAGGUGUUUGUGACUCUGGGUGUCAUAAGCCUGCUAGAGAACAUUCUAGUGAUCGUGGCAAUAGCCAAGAACAAGAACCUGCACUCACCCAUGUACUUUUUCAUCUGUAGCCUGGCUGUGGCAGAUAUGCUGGUGAGCGUUUCGAACGGUUCGGAAACCAUCGUCAUCACCCUGUUAAACAGCACUGAUACGGACGCGCAGAGCUUCACCGUGAAUAUUGACAAUGUCAUUGACUCUGUGAUCUGUAGUUCCUUGCUUGCAUCCAUUUGCAGCCUGCUUUCCAUUGCAGUGGACAGGUAUUUCACUAUCUUUUAUGCACUCCAGUACCAUAACAUUAUGACAGUUAAGCGGGUCGGGAUCAUCAUAAGUUGUAUCUGGGCAGCUUGCACGGUGUCGGGCAUCCUCUUCAUCAUUUACUCGGACAGCAGCGCUGUCAUCAUUUGCCUCAUCACCAUGUUCUUCACCAUGCUGGUUCUCAUGGCCUCUCUCUAUGUCCACAUGUUCCUGAUGGCGAGGCUUCACAUUAAGAGGAUUGCUGUCCUCCCCGGCACUGGCACCAUCCGCCAGGGUGCCAACAUGAAGGGGGCAAUUACACUGACCAUCCUCAUUGGGGUCUUCGUUGUCUGCUGGGCCCCUUUCUUCCUCCACUUACUGUUCUACAUCUCUUGCCCCCAGAAUCCAUACUGUGUGUGCUUCAUGUCUCAUUUCAACCUGUAUCUCAUACUGAUCAUGUGUAAUGCCAUCAUUGACCCUCUCAUUUAUGCGCUCCGGAGUCAAGAACUGAGGAAAACCUUCAAAGAAAUCAUCUGCUUCUAUCCCCUGGGAGGCAUCUGUGACUGGUCUGGCAGGUAUUAA